Molecule: messenger RNA, 1659 nt
Organism: Linum tenue
Lineage: Eukaryota; Viridiplantae; Streptophyta; Magnoliopsida; Malpighiales; Linaceae
Source: the annotation of a GenBank genome assembly
AUGGCAGCUUGGACAGUCGUGAUUCUGUUGGUCUCUCUGUUUGUUCUUGUGGGUUCUGCAUUUUCUGCUGCAAACUUGAACGAAGAGAUCGACCUCACCUGGGGCGGCGACCGUGGCCGGAUUUUGGACGGCGGCCGCUCGCUCUCCCUCACCCUCGAUAAAGACUCUGGCUCUGGGUUCCAGUCGAAGCGAGGUUUCCUCUUCGGGAGGAUCGACAUGGAGAUCAAGCUCGUCUCCGGCAACUCUGCUGGCACCGUCACGGCUUACUAUCUGUCAUCCGAAGGACCGUUCCACGCACAUGAUGAAAUUGAUUUCGAGUUCUUAGGGAAUCUCAGUGGCGAACCUUACACCCUUCAUACCAAUGUCUACGUUCAAGGCCAAGGGAGCAGAGAACAACAGUUCCGACUCUGGUUCGAUCCUACCAAGGAUUUCCACAUGUACUCCAUCGUUUGGAACCCUCAUGGUAUUAUAUUCUUGGUGGACAACCAUCCAAUCCGCGUCUACGAGAACAAAGAGAGAAUCGGGGUCCCUUUCCCCAAGACCCAGCCCAUGAAGCUCUACUCCAGCCUCUGGAACGCCGACCAAUGGGCCACAAGAGGUGGGCUGGUGAAGGCGGACUGGUCCAAGGCCCCUUUUACGGCCCAUUACAGAAACUUCAACGCCAAGUCUUCUUGCUUUUCGACUGGGUCGGGGCAAUGUGAUCGUAAAUCCACGGUGGCCGGUGGCGAAUACGGUGACUGGAAGACUCAGAGGCUGGACGCCGGCGGUCGGAGAUGGCUGCGGUGGGUGCAGAACUCCCUGUUGGCCGGCGCCGGCGCCAAUUUCCACCGGGAUGUGGACAUCACGUGGGGACACGACCACGCCAACAUCUCCGACGACGGCAGGCUCCUGACCUUAACCCUCGACCGCCUCUCCGGCGCCGGAUUCCAAUCCAAGAAGGCCUACCUCUUCGGCAAGUUCGACGUCGAGAUGAAGCUUCCCCCCGGGAAUUCCGCCGGAAUCGUCACCACCUUCUACUUGACGACGGCGGAAAAACACGAGGAGAUCGAUCUUGAGUUCUUGGGGAAUCUGACCGACGAUCCUUAUACGUUACAUACGAAUGUUUACACCCACGAGGUGGGACACAGGGAGCAGGAAUUCAGCCUCUGGUUCGACCCUAGAACGGAGUUCCACAAAUACACCAUUCUUUGGAAUCCUCUCACCAUCAUUGUGUUUGUGGACGACGUCCCCGUCCGAGUGUUCAACAACAGGGAAGCCGUGGGGGUUCCGUACCCGAACACUGAGCCGAUGAGGAUCAAGGCCAGCAUCUGGAACGGCGAGAAGUGGGCGACACGUGGCGGCCUGGUGAAGACCGACUGGAACGCGGCGCCCUUCACGGCCUCCUACAGGAACCUCAGGAUCCACACCAUGGCGGACUCCGUCGGCCGGCGGCGGCAGCGGUGGCCGAUGACGCAGGGGCUGGACAAGAGCGGCAAGAAGCUGCUGCGGUGGGUGCGGCGGACACACAUGCUCUACAACUACUGCCACGACCCCAGGCGCCACCCGCGCGAGUGCCGCCACUUCGUCGACGUCUGAGAGCGCUAUAUAUAUAAAAGUGUACAAUUAAUAUAUGUCACGGUUUCACAAAAUGCUAUAUAAUGUUAUAAUACGAGUUCAAGA